AUGUCUGCCCUUAACAUCCCAACUAUCCAGCUUAACGAUGGCACUUCCAUUCCAAUUAUUGGAUAUGGAACAGGAACUGCUUGGUACAAGACCGCAGACAGCGCCGCAGUCGACCGAGACUUAGUGGAGGCUGCCAAAAGCGCCAUGAAGCUAGGGUUCAAUCAUCUUGAUUGUGCUGAAAACUACGGGACUGAGCCAGAAUUAGGCCAGGCUAUUCAGGAGUGCGGGGUUCCUCGAGCCAAGCUUUUUGUGACCACCAAGGUCGGUGCCAGUGUGCGCGAUAUCCAGGCUGCCAUCGACGCGAGCUUGAAAAAGCUUAAGCUCGACUAUGUGGACCUGUAUUUGAUUCACAACCCGUUCUGGGCAAAGACUGAGGCCGAGCUCCAAGAGGCCUGGGCAGUCAUGGAGCAAGUUAAGGCUUCUGGAAAAGCACGGUCCAUCGGAGUUUCCAACUUCUUAAAAGGCCAUCUCGAGACUAUUCUCAAGACUGCCAAGGUGAUUCCGGUCGUGAACCAGAUCGAGUUGCAUCCGUAUCUGCAGCGCGGUGACGACCUGGUUUCUUUCCAGGAGAGCAAAAACAUCAAGACCGUCAGCUACGCCGGUCUUACCCCGAUUACUCGCGCGAAGGGAGGGCCAUUGGACCCCUUAUUGACAGCUUUGGCGAAGAAGUAUGGCGUGAGCGAGGCCGAGAUAUUGCUUCGCUGGUCACUGGACCGCAAAUUUGUGGCCAUCACCACUAGCAGCAAAGAAUCGCGCUUGGCCAGCUAUCUACAUAUCCUAACUUUCAAAUUGAACCCGGAGGAAGUUGAGGAGAUCAGCCGUCUGGGCCAGCGGAAGCAUUACCGCGCAUUUUGGGACAAGCAUUUUGGGCCAGAUGACCGGUUGUGA
Molecule: messenger RNA, 888 nt
Organism: Talaromyces proteolyticus
Lineage: Eukaryota; Fungi; Ascomycota; Eurotiomycetes; Eurotiales; Trichocomaceae
Product: putative ketoreductase
Exons: 3
Coding region: 1-888 (295 amino acids)
Cellular component (GO): cytosol
Molecular function (GO): oxidoreductase activity, acting on NAD(P)H as acceptor; aldose reductase (NADPH) activity
Source: RefSeq, a predicted model, not a curated record